Rhipicephalus microplus (southern cattle tick) is the source of this 1261-nucleotide messenger RNA. Its product is annotated as zinc finger protein 665-like. The record is from RefSeq and is a predicted model, not a curated record. Lineage: Eukaryota; Metazoa; Arthropoda; Arachnida; Ixodida; Ixodidae.
AGUUGGUUGCUGUGCAUCGCCGUCCUGACCAACCGCAUGAUGGGGACCCUCACCAGGGGAAGAAUGUGAAACGUUGUCCCGUGUGUGGCUAUACCACAACUACCAUCCAGCACAUGCAGUAUCACCAACGAAUUCACACAGGCGAGCGCCCAUUCAAGUGCAACUACUGCAACAAGGCCUUCAAGCAGGGAUGUCAUCUCAGCCGGCACCUCCUCAUCCACACCGAGCUGGUUGCUUUGUGGCCUCCCUGGCCGACCACAUUGUCGAGGCCCUCACGAGGAAAGAUACCCGAGGCACGGGGUUUUGCACUUGGCUUCACCAGAGCCUGCGACCGGGUCUCGGAGAGUUCGCCCACAGACAAGCGCCCACACCAGUGCCACCACUGCAGCAAGGCCUUCAGGCAUUUGAGUCACCUGACCAGGCACAUUCAUAUCCACACCGGCGAGAGACCUUUCGAGUGCCACAUUUGUGCCAUGAGAUUUAAUCAGAAGAACAGCCUUACACGCCACUUGGAAACCCACACUGGCAGGAACACUUGUGGCAACAUUACUUGUGCAGAAUUGGUUUCCGUGCCACUCCACCAUGGCCAACCCGAUCCUCCGGGCUCUGACGAAGGCUUGCACCUGAAGCGCUGUCUUGUGUGCGGCUACACCACACCUUUCAAGCAGCGCAUGCAGUGCCACCAAAGAAUUCACACGGGUGAGCGCCCUCACAAGCGCCGCUACUGCAGCAGGGCCUUCAAGCAGACGGCCCACCUGACCGAGCACGUCCACAUCCACACCGGCGAGAGACCUUUCCAGUGUCACCUUUGUCCCAUGAACUUCACUCGACAGAGCACUCUUAUGCGCCACUUGGCAAUUCAUAGAGGCAGGACAGCUUUGCCCGAUAAUGCUUGUACCUGUUCUGAACGUAACAGUAAUGUCUGAGAAGGCUAAGGAUGCGAGUAUCUGACUUUAUGGCACUAGGCAGCUGGCUAUGUGUGGGAGAGGGCUAGUUGGCAUUCCAUGUUUUUUGCAGCUGAAGCGCGAAAAGGUAUACAACGGACGAAGAGGGAUAAUGAGAACAAGCGCUAACUUCCAACUAAAAUUUUAUUACAAAGCACCGAAAAUAUAUACCUGUCACAUGACAUCACAAUAAUAUCUAUCAACGCACAAAGAUGAAGACAAAAUAAAACUAAGCAGCAGUGAAUUUUACAUAAAAAAGCCACAGCCACAUUUCGGUAAAUUCAAGUAAUCCAGUACUUUUUUUUGUUAGUGUGAUA